Apus apus (common swift) is the source of this 2953-nucleotide messenger RNA. It is a transcript of the gene MED17, whose product is annotated as mediator complex subunit 17. Gene Ontology annotation, cellular component: core mediator complex; mediator complex. Gene Ontology annotation, molecular function: transcription coregulator activity. The transcript has 12 exons. NCBI's taxonomy places the organism in Eukaryota, Metazoa, Chordata, Aves, Apodiformes, Apodidae. The record is from RefSeq and is a predicted model, not a curated record. The coding region runs from base 25 to 1956 and encodes 643 amino acids. Gene Ontology annotation, biological process: regulation of transcription by RNA polymerase II.
GCGGCGGGCGGAGGUCGCGCCAAGAUGGCGGGCGUGCCGGCGGUGCGCAUCAGCAUCGAGUCGGCGUGCGAGAAGCAGGUGCAGGAGGUGGGGCUGGAUGGCAGCGAGACCUACCUGCAGCCGCUCUCCAUGUCCCAGAACCUGGCGCGCCUGGCGCAGCGCAUCGACUUCAGCCAGGGCUCCGGCUCGGAGGAGGACGAGCCCGGUUCGGCGGGCCGCGCCUGGGCCGAGCCGGGCGAGGCAGAGGAUGAGGAAGGGUUGGUAAAGUUUCAGCCGUCCCUCUGGCCCUGGGAUUCAGUGAGGAACAACUUAAGAAGCGCCUUGACUGAGAUGUGUGUUUUGUAUGAUGUUCUUAGUAUUGUCAAGGAUAAGAAGUUCAUGACUCUAGAUCCAGUUGUGCAGGAUCCUCUCCCUCCAAAACAGAAUCCUCAGUUCCUGCAGCUGAUUUCCAAAAAGAAGUCAUUAGCUGGAGCAGCUCAAAUCCUGUUGAAAGGUGCAGAAAGAUUAUCCAAAUCCGUUGCAGAAAACCAGGAAAAUAAGCGGCAAAGGGACUUCAACUCUGAACUGUUGAGACUGAGACAACACUGGAAGCUGAGAAAAGUGGGAGACAAAAUUCUUGGUGAUCUGAGCUACAGAAGUGCAGGUUCCCUUUUUCUUCAUCAUGGCACAUUUGAGGUGAUAAAGAACACUGACAUUGACUUGGAUAAAAAGAUACCUGAGGAUUACUGUCCUUUGGAUGUUCAAAUUCCAAGUGAUUUAGAAGGAUCAGCCUAUAUAAAGGUUUCUAUUCAAAAACAAGCUCCAGACAUUGGUGACCUUGGGACAGUCAAUCUUUUUAAAAGACCCAUGCCAAAAUCAAAACCAGGCUCCCCACAUUGGCAGACAAAGUUAGAGACUGCACAGAAUGUUCUUCUGUGUAAAGAAAUUUUUGCCCAGCUGUCACGAGAAGCUGUUCAAAUCAAAUCACAAAUUCCUCACAUUGUUGUGAAAAAUCAGAUAAUCUCCCAGCCUUUCCCAGGUUUGCAGCUGUCCAUUUCUCUGUGCCACUCUUCCAAUGACAAAAAAUCACAAAAGUCCGCUUCUGAAAAACAGAAUCCAGAGGAUCAUCUCUAUGUUCUGGAACAUAAUUUGCAUCAGCUUAUCAGAGAGUGUCAUAAGCAAACCUUGAGCUCAACAGUGAUGCCACAUCCAGCUAGUGCACCUUUUGGCCAUAAAAGAAUGAGACUUGCAGGACCUCAGGCUUUUGAUAAAAAUGAUAUCAGUUCUUUACAGUCGAAUGAAGGACUUCUGGAAAAGAUAAUAAAGCAGGCAAAACAUAUCUUUUUGAGACGCAGAACUGCUCGAACCAUUGACAGUCUGGCUAGUCGUAUUGAGGAUCCUCAGAUUCAGGCCCACUGGUCCAAUAUAAAUGAUGUUUAUGAAUCCAGUGUUAAAGUUCUAAUAACUUCUCAAGGAUACGAGCAGAUAUGCAAAUCCAUUCAACUACAGCUGAACAUCGGAGUUGAACAGAUCAGAGUUGUGCAUAGAGAUGGAAGAGUUAUCACGUUGUCUCAUCAAGAGCAAGAACUGCAGGAUUUCCUUUUAUCUCAGAUGUCACAGCACCAAGUCCACGCAGUGCAGCAGCUUGCAAAAGUUAUGGGAUGGCACGUGCUGAGUUUCAGUAAUCACGUUGGUCUGGGGCCGGUGGAGAGUAUUGGCAACGCAUCAGCAAUAACUGUAGCAUCACCCAAUGGGGACUAUGCCAUUUCAGUACGUAAUGGUCCAGAAAGUGGCAGCAAAGUGAUGGUUCAGUUUCCACGGAGCCAGUGCAAGGAUCUCCCCAAGGGUGAUGUGCUGCAGGACAACAAGUGGAAUCACCUCCGAGGGCCAUUCAAGGAGGUGCAGUGGAAUAAAAUGGAGGGGCGUAACUUUGUGUACAAAAUGGAGCUCCUGAUGGCUGCCCUCACCCCCUGCUGAGACCCCCUCAGCCUCUCUCUGGGUGCUGGAGCCAUCGCUGUGCUGUGAACAGUCACUGCCCCGUGCAGCAAAGGGGAAGGGAACCCAAGGGGCAAUACAAGAAAGCAAACCCAAAUCAGUUUCCUGUACAGAUAUGUCCAUUGUAGUGUUUGUAAUAAAACUUUUUUUCAACAACAUACAAAAUACAACUUUUUGAAGAAGUUCCUUUCAGCCGGGUCUUUGCAGAUUGCUCUAUCUAGAGUAACAUAGCUGAGUAAUUAAUGUAUUUUUCUUUUACAAAAUGGAAUUCAGUGGGCUUUUGCUACACAGAAGGUGUGUGCUCAGUCAUUCCCUUUCCUGUCGUGCCCUUACCUGUUCUUAGUAGAUCUUUGCGAGUAUUUGUGAAAAAUAAAAAUUGCAAGAAUUAAACUAUUCUAUUAAUAAGCCUUUCACUGGCUUACACCACUAUUCUUGUGGAAGGUAAUGGGCUGGUUUGAGAAGUGGGACAACAGAGGAGAAGUAGAGCUCCCUUGUCAGAAUUAAGGCUAAACAAAGCUUAAGAAUCAAGAAAGAGUCUUCAAUGCCUGACAUUCUUGAGUUUGUACGUUGAUGCGUCUUCUGGGUGACACAUUUCUUUUUGAGACACAUUUGCUUAGCAAUUUGUUUAAGUUGAGAGUGUUGGAAGUCACAGCUUGUGGCAAAGGUCUCUGUGAUUACUACAGAUGAGCCUAUGUGGUGUUGGUUACUUUGCUUGUGUUUCCCUGCUUUUUGCAAGCUUGUAGAGGAAAGGGUCUUACUCUGCUUACAGAAUUCUGACCAUUUAUGGGUGACUUCUGUAAAUUCAUGUCUAGGUAGAAGCAGGUGACUUACGCAGUAGACCUUGAAUCUCCACGUGUGCUGGUUUUUUUUAUUAUUUUUUUUUCCCCUGCACUGUCACUGAUUAUCAUCCACGGAAACAGUAAUAUCCUUCUGAAGAUCACUUCUUGAAUUAAUUGAAAAUAAAAAAGUAAUGUUUUGA